AUGCGGUCUACCGGGAUUUUUUUAUCGAGCAGUUGGACGCCUUGGCAGACCAAUUAUUUAGUUGAGGAGUUUAUGCCGCCGGCAAACACCAGUGUCGCGGGGAAGAUUUAUGAGGCGUUUUCGCAAACCGCUAUGCUAAGGCUUGCUAACCCUCCCCCCCAUUGGCCAUCUACUCCCAACCAGCUUCCAACUUCGAAGGCCUCCAAAACCAAUUCGAAAAGCGCUCGCGGACUCACUCGACCGAUUUGUCGACCCUUACAACCCUUUCUUCAACAGACUCGUGCACACCCUAGCGAUGGGUUCAUUCUCUCAGCCGAAUACUUCAGUUCCGCCACCAGGGCUACCCUGAAUUCCGACACUACGUUCUUGCGAGCAGGAUCUACACCUACUUCACAUCCCCCAUCCACUGCUAUACGGACGUCGUUUCGCACCUCUAACUUGUGGAGCCAUUACACCCAAAACUCUACUCAAAAGCGAAACUUGAGUGAAUAUGCGGAAAGAUCAACAACUGACGUCGCAACGCGCAGAUGUGCGGGGAGGCUAGAAUCUAUAUUUGUACGCAGGGUUGGGGUCGAAGGCUUGAUCUGCAUGAGGGAUUUGGCGCCCGACGAGCAAAAAUCUGCGUUUGGCGCUGAGGAUUAUCCGUUCACAGUUGAGGGGUCUGCUGAGAGCCGGUCUGUGGGACUGUUUGGUUUGGUUGAGGUUAGUGCGAUGGGCGAUGUGGAGGAGUGCAUGGGAAAAGGGAGGAUUAAGAUGACGCUGGUGUCUUAA
Tuber melanosporum (Perigord truffle) is the source of this 771-nucleotide messenger RNA. RefSeq lists its product as uncharacterized. Bases 1 to 771 code for a protein of 256 amino acids. Lineage: Eukaryota; Fungi; Ascomycota; Pezizomycetes; Pezizales; Tuberaceae. The transcript is spliced from 4 exons. The record is from RefSeq and is a predicted model, not a curated record.